UAUUUUUAUUGGACAUUGAAGGUCGCUGACCAUUUGUUUCGAGCGCUUCGUGAUGGUGUUUCGGACGUGUCCUGUUUAUUUAACUUUAAUUCGGAAAGCAACGACUGCUACUGUCUCUCCAAAGGGCUCAUGCUCCGUGCUUUCACCUCUGGAACAAAAGUUUUAUCCACAUAUCGGUAACCGUGAAAUAGUGGGUUUCGGAGUGAAUGGCAAUCCUAUGUAUUAUGAUGAUAUAACAAACCCUUACCCUUCAAUCAGAUUUCGCAAUCACACACCUGAGAUUGCUAAACUUAGGGAAAAGGAACAAGGGGACUGGAGUAAAUUGACGGCAGAUGAAGUGAAGACUUUAUAUCGUCAUAGUUUUCAACGUACUUUCGCUGAAAUGUUAGCUCCACAUGGUCAAUGGAAAAUGGGAAUAGCGUAUGGCUUAAUCUUCAUCAGUAUUGGUCUUAGUUUCUACAUAUACAUCCGCACUUUUGUUGUCCUACCCCCGGAAAAUGUACUUCAACUGCCUGAGUACAAGGAAGCUCUUUUAUACAAAAAAGUGUUCAGUCGGUCAGGAUCGAUUGCUGAUGCCUACAAAUUUGAUAUCGCCACAAAGCGUUGGAGGGAAGAAUAAGUUGUUUAUGUAGUUUAGUGUUAGAUGUUACUGUUUGAAAUAAAUUAUAUUAGU
Molecule: messenger RNA, 673 nt
Organism: Schistosoma turkestanicum
Lineage: Eukaryota; Metazoa; Platyhelminthes; Trematoda; Strigeidida; Schistosomatidae
Source: the annotation of a GenBank genome assembly